AUGGCUUCGACUGUCCUCCCGUUCUAUGCCAGCAGGGACACACUCCCGGCGGAUCUGCCGACGGACGAGGAGAUUGAGAACUCCGUGGAAAUAUAUGUUGACCAAACUGCACGCAAAGUAGUUGGAGUUGGGCCACAUUUCGUCGUCAAGUACGGCCGGCAAAUUGACCUCAUCGAAGGCAAGAACAUGCUCUAUAUUCAGCAAAACACAUCAGUCCAUGUCCCCAGAGUAUAUGCACUGUACUCGAAGCCGGACAACGGGAAGCAUUACAUCGUGAUGCAGAGAGUCGUGGGCGAAACGCUGGCCAGUCUAUGGCCGACGCUCGAUGUCUCCCAAAAGACAGCUAUUUCCAGAAGUCUCCAUAGUGCUAUGAACACCCUCCGAGUACUGCCAUCCCCGGGCGGAUAUUGUAGCUUGGGGAGGCAGCCGCUCCAGGACGGUAUUUUCUGGACUGGCAAUGAUAGAAAGAUGUCGCCAAUAAAUGGUCCGUUUGAGACCGAGGACGAAGUAAAUGCAGCAAUGGUCCAAAAGUAUAUUUACAACAAUCUACCAGUCCAGAAAGCCGACUUUUACUCACGAACUCUCAAGAUAGUACUGCAGCAUCACCAGCCGGUUUUUACUCACGGAGACAUGCAGCGAAAGAACAUCCUGGUGAGGCCAAGACGGCUGCUGGCAGCACAGCCAAGCGGUGCAGAAACAGCUGCGCAAGAUUUCGAGAUCACUAUUCUGGACUGGGAGACAGCAGGGUGGUAUCCGAGCUACUGGGAGUAUUCGAGAGCAAUGCUUGGAUGCGGGAGAUGGGAGGAUGACUGGCAUGUCUUCUUAGCUCAGAUAUUGGAAGAAUACCUGUUAGAGUGGGCAUGGGUAAACAUGAUGCUCGUAGAGCUGUGGUCAUGA
Molecule: messenger RNA, 897 nt
Organism: Cadophora gregata
Lineage: Eukaryota; Fungi; Ascomycota; Leotiomycetes; Helotiales; Ploettnerulaceae
Exons: 1
Coding region: 1-897 (298 amino acids)
Source: RefSeq, a predicted model, not a curated record